Menidia menidia (Atlantic silverside) is the source of this 1150-nucleotide messenger RNA. Lineage: Eukaryota; Metazoa; Chordata; Actinopteri; Atheriniformes; Atherinopsidae. The record is from the annotation of a GenBank genome assembly.
GAAGAGAGGUUUAGUGGUUUCCUGCCGUGUUGACUGCUGUUAUUUCAACAGAGAUGGCAGGCGGACAGGGCUCCGAUGAUCUGUUUGACAGCAUUCUGUUGGCGGAUGAAAGAUUCCGAGGUGAAGGCUACCAGGAGGGAUUUGAGAGGGGCACCCAGCGGGGGCUGCGGGAUGGCCGCAGACAUGGCGCCUCUCAUGGAGCCAGGCUGUCCUCCGAGAUGUCUUUCUAUCACGGCUUUGCUGUCACGUGGAAGUGUCUCCUCCAACAGAAAACGGAUGAGAAGUCCAGGAAACGCGUGAAGGCUCUGGAGGCUCUCCUGGGUUUGAUCAUGAACUCGCAUUUGGAUGAUCCACAGUCUGUGAAGCUACAGGAGGACACGGAGAAGCUUCGAGCCAAGUUCCGACAGGUUUGUUCAAUGCUUAGUGUCCCCACGGACUUCAAGGAGUACGUCAGAACAGCAGAGAAAACCUCAUUCUGAGUCAGAGUCGGCGGUGCUGAGGACUAAAGCUAAGGGGUUCAGUCCAGAUAGGAGGACGGGGCGUUGACCUGUCACGCAGCAGCGAGGGCCUGGUCUGCAGCGGCGGUCCAGUCCAGGGUUUAGAGGCUCUGUGGCUGUAUGGUUAUUGUUGAUCUAAAGAACUGGGCAGUUGUGGAGCAGAUGACUCUGCUUCAGGGAGACUGAAAAAAAAAAAAAGAAUAUUAAAAUGGUUUCAGAGUGAUUCGAGGAUUUUCUCACACAACCUGCUCAGGGUGGGACCCAAGGGUGGGACCCAAGGCGGGAGGAGGCUAUCAGAGGAGCUCAUUACCCUACAGGAUCCGGUGCAGGAUUCCACUGUGGAUUCCAAAUUCGUCAGAAUUUAAAUCUGAAGAUGUGCGCAUUGAAUUCAUGGAGGGAACAUGUGACCAAAAAUUAGGUUGAAUCAAAUAGACUUGAAAUUAGUGGAUUAUUUCUAAUAAAUGAGGAUUGCUCUAUUUAUUUUUUAGAGACUGUUUCAGAACUGGAAUAGUAAAACGCAUCUCCUAGAUACAGCACAGUGGGGCUGAGUGGAAAUAUUGUAUGAACUGAAUGCUCAGGGCCGGUUGCAAGGAGAAAUGUAGCAACAUGUUCACUACCUUCUUGAUUGUAUUUUUCAAUAAAGUAAUAUUUCA